AUGGCGAAAGUGCUGCAGCUGGUGAUCAGCGGGCAGGUGCAGCGCUGCCCUGAGAAAUGUCCCCGAAGCAUCUACAACAUCAUGCUGGCGACGUGGAAGGUCACUCCCGAGAACCGCAUACCGAUAGGGAACGCGCUCGACCUCCUCCACGGGGUGAUGAGCAACAUCAACACUUACCUGGAGAUCCAGGCGGGCGAGGUGGAUCUGGACAGCCUGGAGCCGCCUCCUUCCUGACCCUUCAGGAGGAAAUGUGAUAUUCGCGACGAGCGAACUUGGGUGGGAAAUCGCAUCGCUGAAAUGAUGGCUGUAUCCCUGGAAAUAUAAGUUGGAAU
This is a messenger RNA of Darwinula stevensoni, 332 nucleotides long. NCBI's taxonomy places the organism in Eukaryota, Metazoa, Arthropoda, Ostracoda, Podocopida, Darwinulidae. The record is from the annotation of a GenBank genome assembly.